AUGGAUCUACAGUCCCAGGUGAAACUGGGAAAAAGGCCUUUCAUAUUCUUGAAUGCAUGGGGGGAUCAUGAGCAGCUUAAGGGAGUUGUACAGAGAGUCUGGGAGGAGAGAGUGGAGGGAAAUGAGAUGUAUUCUUUUAUAACAAAACACAAAAAAGUGAAAAGAGUUCUAAAAAACUGGAAUUGGGAAGUGUUUGGUAAUAUUUUUGAAAAACUGAGUGAGCUGGAGGAAAAAGUGAGUAAUUCAGAGAGUGCUAUGCAGACUGAUCCUUCUGAGGAGAAGCUAUGGGUGGUGGAAGGGGAGAGAAACUCAAAGUAUUUCCAUGGGCUAGUUAAGGAGAGAAGGGCAAAACAAGUAAUUCAUAAGAUCAAGAACAAUGAGGGGGAGUGGGUUGAGGAGCAAAGUCAGAUAGCUGACUUGGCUGUUGAAUUUUUCCAAAAACUUUACACUGCUGAGCCCCUAAAUAGGGACAACUCAGUUUUUGAAUGUUUGCAAGUUAGUGUCACUGAGGAGGAGAACCAGAAGCUGAUUGCUGAACCUACAUUGGAGGAGAUCAGGGCCACAGUUUAUAGCAUGAACCCUAACAGUGCUUGUGGUCCUGAUGGCUUUGGAGGCCUGACAAGGGCCAUAACUAGCACCUCUAUUGUUCUUAUUCCCAAAGUUACAAAUCCUGCCAGUUUUAAUGAGUUCAGACCAAUAAGUCUGAGUAAUUUCUGUAGCAAAGUGAUAACCAAAAUCAUGGUUCAGAGGCUGGCAGAAUGGAUUGGGGGGUGUAUUCAGCUAGUUCUGGAAAAACUGGGCUUUUGCAAAAAAUGGAUUGAUUUGGUGAAUGGUUCUAUAAAUAAUAUUUGGUACUCUGCGAUUGUGAAUGGGGAGGCAAAGGGGUUCUUUCAUUCCUCUAGAGGGCUGAGACAAGGAGACCAUUUGUCUCCCAGUCUUUUCAUUUUGGCUUCUGAGUUGUUGUCCAGGUUAAUAAACCAAAAGCAAGCUAAGAUCACACAACCAGUGCAGAGACCCCAAGUUACACAUUUGGCAUUUGCAGAUGACAUGGUGGUGUUUACUUUAGGGAAGAAUGGAGGGAUUAAAGGAGUGAUGGAAGCCUUGGAAAAAUAUGAAGGCCAGUCUGGGCAGUUGAUCAACAAAAAUAAAAGUGCAUUUUAUAUGCACAGAAGAGUCUCCCAGGAGGCUGUUGAGAAAAUGAAGGAGGGAGAAAAAAGUGAGACUGUUUACUGGUUUGGUGGAGAAAGUGGCUACCAGAUGCAAGGGGUGGCAGAGGGGAAAAAGAAGCAUUAUUGGAGUUCUUGGAAGACUUUAGCUAGGCCAGCAGCUGAAGGGGGAGUAGGGUUCACUGGAUUUAAGGAGAUGAUUGAUGCAGCUGGAGCAAAGUUGUGGUGGAAUCUUAGGAAAGGGGAAUCAAUUUGGAGUCAGUUCAUGCUAGCAAAGUAUUGUAAUGGAAUACACCCAGUGGUUAGGGGAUGGAAUUAUAGGGACUCACACAUUUGGAGAAGGAUGGUGGAUGUAAGAGAGAGAGUAGAACCUAGGAUUGAAUGGGAGAUAAGAAGAGGAAAUUUAAAUGUUUGGUGGGAUAAUUGGUCAGGGAAGGGGGCACUGGCAAUAUGGUUAAAUAGAAGGGGAAAAGGGGGAUCUAGGGAGAUGUUGAAGGAUGGCAAUGUAAAUGGGGCUGUGGAUCUAAGGAAGUUUGGUAUUCAGGAUCAAACUCUGGCUCAGAACAUUAGAACCAGGGAGGGACCAGACAUGCCAAUAUGGCAGCCAACUAGAGCUAACUUUAACUUCAAGAUAGCAAAGGCAUUGAUGAGAGAGCAUGGAGGUGAGAAUGCUGGCCUAUGGUGCAAGAAGAUUUGGGCUAAGGGAAUAUCAUGGAAGAUGUCUUUUUUGGCCUAG
Ipomoea nil (Japanese morning glory) is the source of this 1902-nucleotide messenger RNA. RefSeq lists its product as uncharacterized. The transcript has 6 exons. The coding region runs from base 1 to 1902 and encodes 633 amino acids. The record is from RefSeq and is a predicted model, not a curated record. NCBI's taxonomy places the organism in Eukaryota, Viridiplantae, Streptophyta, Magnoliopsida, Solanales, Convolvulaceae.